AUGGCAGAGGAUUUCCUCGAGCUCUUACCGGGAAACGGGGGUGGCAGCCCACGGAGCACAGGAAGACAAAGUUCUCCUCCACCGUCGUCGUGGUCCGACGGGAAGAGUUUCAACGAGAUGGUAGUCACCGAUGCUUGGUACAUCUCUGAGUCUGACACGGAAGAUAUUCAUGAGGCAAUUAAGGAGGAUGACUUGUACGAUGAGGUUCCGGAAGAUGAUGAUCCGUAUUGCUCAACGCAUUGGUCGUCCUGUACAAGUUGA
This is a messenger RNA of Linum trigynum, 261 nucleotides long. The record is from the annotation of a GenBank genome assembly. NCBI's taxonomy places the organism in Eukaryota, Viridiplantae, Streptophyta, Magnoliopsida, Malpighiales, Linaceae.